AUGACAGCUGACAAGACCCUUGAUGCUGAAACCAUCCCACACCCUAUUCGAGAGAGAUUUCCUGUGAUUCUUACGCUUUCUCUUCUAGGUAAUAUUCCUGCUAAUGCUAAAUGGAAACAGAACGGAGUGACUAUUGCUGGAGAUCACGGGCAAGGGGAUGCCACUAAUCAACUCAGCUUGCCUUUUGGUCUCUUCGUUGAUGAUGAUCAAACAGUGGUUAUUGCUGACUACUACAAUCAUCGUAUCAUGCAAUGGAAGAACGGUGAUACAACGAAUGGACAAGUUGUUACUGGCGGUAACGGCCAAGGAAAUGGAUUGCACCAAUUGAAUCAUCCAACAGAUAUAUUAAUUGACAAAGAGACGGAUAGUCUCAUUAUUUGUGAUCGAAUGAAUCGACGAGUUGUACGAUGGUCUCGUCGUAGUGAUACAACACAAGGUGAAAUACUCAUUGACAACAUCAAAUGUUAUGGAGUAGCUAUGGAUGAGCAGAGAUAUCUCUACGUUUCUGACAUUGAAAGACAUGAAGUAAGACGAUAUCAAUUGGGUGAGAAGAAUGGCACUCUCGUAGCUGGUGGUAAUGGUAAAGGUGAUGGACUCAAUCAACUUAACUUUCCGACAUAUCUUUUUGUCGAUCGACAACGGAAUGUCUACGUAUCGGACGAACAAAAUCACCGUGUAAUGAAAUGGAAUAAUGGUGCAAAAGAAGGUAUUGUGGUCGCUGGAGGACAAGGCCAAGGGAAUGCUUUGACACAAUUGUCUUAUCCUCAAGGAAUCUUUCUUGAUACGUUGGGUACACUCUAUGUAGCAGACACGUGGAAUCAUCGUGUAAUGCGUUGGACUCAAGGAGACAAGAAACAAGGCACUGUAAUUGUGGAUGGAAAUGGCGAAGGAGCAGGAGCAAAUCAGUUCAACGGCCCCGUUGGUUUGUCUUGCGAUCGACAUGGUAAUCUCUAUGUCGUCGAUUAUAAUAAUGCUCGCGUUCAACGAUUUUCUAUCGAAUAA
This is a messenger RNA of Rotaria socialis, 1002 nucleotides long. NCBI's taxonomy places the organism in Eukaryota, Metazoa, Rotifera, Eurotatoria, Philodinida, Philodinidae. The record is from the annotation of a GenBank genome assembly.